Molecule: messenger RNA, 525 nt
Organism: Batrachochytrium dendrobatidis JAM81
Lineage: Eukaryota; Fungi; Chytridiomycota; Chytridiomycetes; Rhizophydiales
Exons: 1
Coding region: 1-525 (174 amino acids)
Source: RefSeq, a predicted model, not a curated record
AUGUUAAACUCUCAACUUACAUUACAUCAACCAUGUCCAAUCUCAUCCAAGGGACCUGCACCACACAAACUGCACAACACUCACUUGCAAGUAAUGUCUCCAUUUCACAAGAAACCACUUGGUGCAGUUGAUCCAUUCUUGAAUCCAAUCGCAAUAAAAUCUGCUAAAUUUGCAGAAUCCGUUAAAUCUAUUAGUCAAUCUGACACUGCUGCACACCCAUCCGCAAGCUCAGAUUCUAAACAAGUCACAGAUAUUCCAUUCCCAAACGUACUUACCCGUCAUAUGAUUCAACCUAUCACAGCUCUAGCUCAAGGCACACCGAUUGGCAAGAUUAUUGGUUUCAAAAUCACUUCCAAGGGCAGAAAGGGUCCGCGAUCGGUCAAACAAUCUGUCGAUUAUGGCAAACUUGAAGCUGGUUCCAUUGCAAAUGUCGGUGGUGUGUAUGUGGAUUAUGGUAAAUCAUUUUAUGUGGACAAGAAGGGAUCAACUGGAAUCAAGGUUUGGAUCACCUAUGGUUCAAAUUAG